UAACUGCCCGCAUCCCGUCCCGUCGCAGGCUGAGCUCCGAUAGACACAUAUCUAGUCGUGUGUCUGGUGUUAUUCCUUAAUCCUUAAUCCUCCAUCCCUUUUAUUGUAGUUUCCUCCCCCUCACACAGUUGCGAACCAUGUCUGGCCGUUUCGUGCGUUCUUCGAAAUAUCGACACGUCUUCGGGCGGCCGACAAGAAAGGAUCAAUGCUAUGAUAAUCUCCGAGUCUCAACAAAUGCCUGGGAUACGAAUCUGGUCAAGGUCAAUCCGAAAUAUCUUGCGGUAAAUUGGGAGGCCGGUGGUGGAGGUGCAUUUGCUGUGAUACCCCUUCACGAGCGAGGGAAAUUGCCAGAGAAGAUUCCUCUGUUCCGCGGUCACAAGGCCGUUGUUCUGGACACCGACUGGAAUCCUUUUAACGAUAACCUGAUCGCUUCUGGUUCCGAUGAUGGCAAGGCCUUCCUCUGGCGGGUGCCCGAGGACUUCACCGUCCGUCCCAACGCCAGCCCGGAUGAAAUCCAGGACAUUGCUCCCGUGGGAACGUUAAGCGGUCAUCCUAAAAAAAUCGGACAUGUGAUCUUCAACCCAGCCGCAGAAAACAUUCUAGCAACAGCUUCUGGCGAUUUCACCGUCAAGAUUUGGGAUAUCGAAGCUGGAAAGGCUAAGCUGACCCUGAAAGUGGGUGAUAUGGUACAAUCGGAGUCUUGGAGUGCCAAUGGCUCUCUUCUGGUUACAACGUCCCGGGACAAGAAGCUCCGGUUUUGGGACGUGCGCCAAGAACGUCCUGCGCAUGAAACAGCAGGCCACUCAGGUGCGAAAAAUAGUCGUGCAGUGUGGUUGGGCGAGCGCGAUCGGGUUGCAACCACCGGCUUCUCGAAAAUGAGUGAUCGUCAAUUAGCUCUGUGGGAUAUCCGCGCACCUCGCGAGCCUAUCAAUGGCUUCAAGACCCUUGAUUCGAUCUCUGGCGUGUGCAUGCCCUUCUGGGAUGAGGGUACACAAUGCUUGUAUCUUGCUGGACGAGGUGAUGGUAAUAUUCGCUACUUCGAACUGGAGAACGACAAAUUCGAAUACCUCUCCGAGUACAAGUCCAGCGAACCCCAGCGUGGUAUCGCCUUCAUGCCAAAACGCGGUGUUAACAUUCAUGAGAACGAGGUCACGCGUGCCUUUAAGACAGUGAAUGACACGUACAUUGAACCUAUUUCCUUUAUUGUUCCUCGCCGCUCGGAGCUUUUCCAAGAUGACAUUUACCCGCCCACAACUGGUCUCAAGCCCGCCAUGGGCCCUGCAGAAUGGUUCGCUGGGAAGGAGGCCAUCCCACCCAAGAUCUCAAUGGCUAGUCUCUACGACGGUGAAGGACUUAAGGAGGUAACUGGUGUUCAAGAAAAGCCUACGCCAACCUCGACUGCCCCGGAGCCGAAGCCUGCUGAGCCCGCGACUGUAAAGAAGGCCCCUGAGCCUGCCCCUGAAUCAACACCUCUUGUGGUACGACCAGCGCCGUCCAUGAAGGAGCAGGGAGCCUCAAUGGCCGCGAUGGUUUCGAAAUUUGCAGACAAGGAAGAGGAGUCUGAGGAAGACGAGAACUCGAGUUUCGAAGAGGUCUCCAAUCCGACGGAACCCCGUGUUCGUUCGCCUGUCGUCGAGACACCUACGGCACAGCAGAAGGUGGAUAGCAAGCUACAGACCUCUAUCUCGCAAUCGACACCUGAAUCUUCAUCCCCCGCUGCCGCUUCUCCCGUCAUCUCCAUAGCAGCCGGCAAUGUAGAGUCAGCCGUGUCAACGGGUGCCGCUGUCGUGGCCGAUGCGGUCCAGCGGGAAAUUGAGACCAUCAAAGCUCUCAUCGCGGAACAGACCAAGACGAUUACGGCGCAAGCGCAGCAUAUGCAAACCCUUGCAGCUGAAGUCGAGUCCCUCAAGGCCAAACUAGGCUAGCCAUGGAGUCUACUUUCAUAUCCCUUUUGGUUCUCCUGGAUUCUUCAUCAUAAUUCCUUGACGCGCAGGUGCUCUUUCUAUGCGAUUUGACGUUGGCGCAGUCCUGUAUUACUUGCUACCACUAUUUCUGAUCCCUUGGCUUGCAUCAUUCUCUAUACACUUGCCACUACCACCCUGUGAAGUACAAAACCGACCUUGACUUGAAUUUUUCUCCUCUCUUAUUUCAUUUUUAUAGUUGAGCUAGCCAAGCUGGCAUCCGUGCGAGUUGCAUAUAGUAAUGAAGACCGAUUAUCAUAGAGUAUCCGAUCCUGAACGCCACCGGUCAAGCAGGGAGGUAGACGAAAAGAGAAAAUGGCAAUACUAUAGAUUGAAUAAACGAUGGUGUUUUGGAUUUCC
Molecule: messenger RNA, 2321 nt
Organism: Monascus purpureus
Lineage: Eukaryota; Fungi; Ascomycota; Eurotiomycetes; Eurotiales; Aspergillaceae
Source: the annotation of a GenBank genome assembly